AUCAGUGUCACGUGAUGUCAUUGUGGACAUCCCAUAAUAAUAUUAUCAAGCAAACAUAAGCCGUUAAGCAUGGUUCAGUAGAAAUAAUGUUGCUGCCAAGGUAUUAGUGUAUUAAAUUUACGUCUUAGGGGGCGAAAAAGUCCAAAGUCCAAAAGAGAAGUUUCGCAGUGUUUCCUGUUGUGUGAUUUUAAGGCAUGGAAGACGGGCUGCCCUCCAGAAAGGCGGAGGAGGGUGGUUCAUCUAAGCGGUCACAGAGGCAGCAGGAGCGGCAGGGGAAACUUCCUAGGAGACGGAAAGAGGUGAAGAGGUCUCUUCGGAGGCCGGACUGUCCGGAACACCUGUCAGGGGGAAGCGUACAUCGAUUGCCCGAGCAGCACGAGUCAGAAGCCUCUGCAUCAGCGGAGGACACCGCCGAGAGUUGCCCGAAAAGAUGGGAUAGAUGCAGACGAGGGCACUUUCUACAUGGACCAUAUCCUGCUACUCACUUCGGACCUAAAGCUUGCGUUCUUCCCAACCCGACCUCAGUCAUGCACAUUCAGGAUCCAGCCAGCCAGCGGCUCACCUGGAGCAAACCACCGCUCAACGUCCUGGUCAUCAGAAAGAUUCGAGACGAGACCCUGUUGGAGCCGUUCAAAGAGCUUUGCAGGUUCCUUGUGGAGGAGAAACAUCUGAUGGUUUAUGUGGAGAAGAAAGUUGUGGAUGAUGGCUCUCUCAUGAGCGAUGAGUCAUUUUCAGCCAUCCGUAAUCAGCUGUGCACAUUCAGGGAAGGGUAUGACGACAUCUCAGACUGCGUUGAUCUGAUUAUUUGUUUGGGUGGAGAUGGGACUCUUCUGUAUGCAUCAUCUCUUUUCCAGGGCAGUGUUCCCCCGGUCAUGGCGUUCCAUCUGGGUUCCUUAGGAUUUCUCACACCAUUCAAGUUUGAGUCCUUUAAAACAGAGGUGGAUAAAGUUUUUGAAGGUAAUGCUGCCAUCAUCCUGCGCAGUCGUCUGAAGGUUAAGGUGGUGAAAGGCAUGUUCCAGAGGAACGAGCAGCUCUUCAGUGCUCAGGAGAACGGAAUAGUGCCUCAUAACCACAUAAAUAACGAGGCAGGCAAAAUCACACUACAGCUACAGGUGCUCAAUGAGGUGGUGGUGGACAGAGGGCCCUCAUCCUACCUGUCCAAUGUUGACCUUUACCUGGAUGGACGUCUCAUCACAUCUGUACAGGGAGAUGGUGUAAUAGUUUCCACCCCCACGGGCAGCACGGCCUACGCCGCCGCAGCGGGAGCCUCCAUGAUCCAUCCCAAUGUCCCUGCCAUCAUGGUGACCCCCAUCUGCCCUCACUCCCUCUCUUUCAGACCCAUUGUGGUGCCCGCUGGCGUAGAGCUCAUGAUAAUGUUAUCGCCUGAUGCUCGCAACACGGCCUGGGUCUCGUUUGAUGGCAGAAAGAGGCAGGAAAUCCAGCAUGGGGACAGCAUUAAGAUCACAACCUCCUGCUUUCCGGUUCCUUCCAUCUGUUGUCAUGAUCUGGUGUACGACUGGUUUGACAGUCUGGCUCAGUGUCUGCACUGGAAUGUCCGCAAGAAGCAAACGCGUCUAACCGAUGCCAGCGACUCUUCAGAAACUGAGAACUGAAACCACCAUAAGAACCAAGUGCUCUCACAGUGUUUUUGACAUUCCGAAUCAUUUCCAUCCUGACUCACUGAAAACAAUCUUUAUAUUUACAUUACAUUGCUCAUUUUCAUGUUCAGAGAUUCAGAUUUCAUUAUAGCUCGCAAGUGCUCAUGUUCUACCUGAAAAAUAAUACAUUAACGGGAUUACUCAUAAUUUAUCGGCAACUAAAAGUGUUUGGUUAAGAGCAUCUAAAAUGUCAUUAUUUAUGAUUGCUAAAUGUCUUUAUGCAUUAUUAUUAUAUACAAAAUAAUAUCAUUAUUAUUAUUACUAUAUAAGUUUUUUUUUUUUUUUUUUUUAAUACUAUUUAUAAUGGACAAAAAUGCUAAUACAGUUAAUUUUUUCCUGUAGAUUCAUUCAUGUUUAAAUAAUUGUUUAGGAAAACUGGAAAUGCACAUUAUAGCAGGAAAUGUAAUUUGUCCACUGAGCAUAACUUUAAUUUUGUGGUGUUUUACAGUGCAUAACUCUGUAGCUGUUGACUAAGUUUAACCACAAACGUCAACAGUAGUUCCUCUUGUGUGGUAAUAAAUCACAUAGGAAGCCAUUGUUUGUCAGUUUUUGUGUUUGCAGUAAGUUUUGUGCACUCUACUAGACACCAUUGUGCAUUCAGAUGCUAAGAUUGAGUGUGGUUUAGCAGGCUUUUUCUUGUAGCUCAUUUAAAGGGAUAGUUCACCCAAAAAUGAAAAUUAUAUCUUCAUUUACUCACCCUCAAGCUGUUCCAAACCUGUAUAAAUUUCUUUGUUCUGCUGAACUCAAAGGAAGAUAUUUGGAAGAAUGUUUGUAACCAAACAGAUCUUGCCCCCCAUUUACUACCAUAGUAUUUUUUUUCUUUUCUUUUUCCUACUAUGGUAGUAAAUGAACAGCUUGAGGGUGAGUAAAUGAUGACAGAAUAUUAAUUUUUGGGGUGAACUGUCCCUUUAAGCUGUGGUUUGAUUUCCAUUCAGAUUGACUUACCUGUGCAGAUUCUUUCUGAAUAUGAAUCAAUCUCUCUCUUUAUUCUCUUUGUCAGGCUGGGCGUCUGUGUUGAGCCCAAGUAGAUCUUGUGAAAGAACACUGUAGCCUCCCUGUGGCGGCACAGGAUGGUGCUGCACAUACUGAUUUUUUUUUUUUUUUUUUUAGAGCUGCACUAUCCUUUUAGUUUAAUAUUUACACCAUAUUUACUUUACUUAAGCUGUGAUUUAUUUUUACAAAUGCACUGCGUGUGUGUUUUGCAUUUUUACAUAUUACUGACCCUGCAGGGUCAUAUCACAUUAUUGCAUAAGAACUAGUACAGCUGAAUGUAUGUAAGCUGUUUACAUUUUGAUGUAAAUAAGAGAUAUUAUGACAUGUGUUUGUCUCGUUUGUAAUAUUUCAAUAAAAACUUAAUUUCUUUUUAUCUUG
This is a messenger RNA of Ctenopharyngodon idella (grass carp), 3029 nucleotides long. It is a transcript of the gene nadkb, whose product is annotated as NAD kinase b. Gene Ontology annotation, molecular function: NAD+ kinase activity. The transcript is spliced from 12 exons. The record is from RefSeq and is a predicted model, not a curated record. Gene Ontology annotation, biological process: NAD+ metabolic process; NADP+ biosynthetic process. Lineage: Eukaryota; Metazoa; Chordata; Actinopteri; Cypriniformes; Xenocyprididae. The coding region runs from base 195 to 1613 and encodes 472 amino acids.